Messenger RNA from Colletotrichum graminicola M1.001, 1317 nucleotides. Its product is annotated as glucose/galactose transporter. The record is from RefSeq and is a predicted model, not a curated record. Bases 1 to 1317 code for a protein of 438 amino acids. NCBI's taxonomy places the organism in Eukaryota, Fungi, Ascomycota, Sordariomycetes, Glomerellales, Glomerellaceae. Gene Ontology annotation, molecular function: transmembrane transporter activity. The transcript has 6 exons. Gene Ontology annotation, biological process: transmembrane transport.
AUGGGUGUCAAGGAGUUCUUCCACAAACGGUCAUUGCGCCAUAAGGAUAACGUGCGCACAAAUGCCGCUGAGCUGACGUUGAAGGAGUCUCUAUUUCCAAUUUUCCUUGUCACCAUCCUCUUCUUCCUUUGGGGUUUCUCCUACGGCCUCCUCGACACUCUGAAUAAGCAUUUUCAAGAGACGCUACACAUUACCCGAGCAAGAUCAUCCGGCUUACAGGCCGCCUAUUUCGGAGCCUACCUCAUCGCUAGUCUUGGCCAUGCUGCCUGGAUCUUGAGGCAUUGGGGUUACAAGGCAACAUUCGUCUUUGGCCUCUUUCUCUACGGCCUUGGUGCUCUUAUCGCAAUCCCAUGCAUUAUCGCCAAGAGUUUUGGUGGCUUCUGCGCCGCCAUAUUCAUCAUUGGCAAUGGCCUUGGCUCCCUAGAGACAGCUGCAAACCCGUACAUCACCGUCUGCGGUCCUCCAAAGUACAGCGAAAUCCGUAUCAACAUCUCCCAGGCCUUCAACGGUAUCGGUACCGUCGUCUCUCCCGUGAUGGGUUCCUAUGUCUUCUUUGCCUUUGACGAUAAGCGCGCCUUGGAGAAUGUACAAUGGGUAUACCUUGCCAUCGCUGUCUUUGUCUGGUCUCUCGCCAUCGUUUUCUGGCUAGCUAGGAUUCCCGAAAUCACGGAUGCCGACAUGGCUUUUCAGGCUUCUGAGACCCACGCCAAUGUGGACGAUAAACCCUUCCGGAAGCAAUACCGCCUCUUCCAUGCCGCUUUUGCCCAAUUCUGUUACACUGGCGCUCAAGUUGCGAUUGCCGGUUUCUUCAUCAAUUACGUGACCGAGCGUCGUCCCAAUACUGAUAGCGCUCUUGGCUCCAAGCUCCUCGCUGGCGCUCAGGCAGCCUUUGCUGUGGGCCGUUUUGUUGGUCAUGGAGAUAUAGGUAUGGCUAUGCUGUACAUUGUACUAUUUUUCGAAUCCAUCUGCUUCCCGACAAUUGUGGCUCUGGGUAUGAGAGGUCUUGGCAGACACUCUAAGAGAGGAAGUGGCGUCAUAAUCGCUGGUGUUUCUGGUGGCGCUGUCGUACCUCCUCUUCUCGGUGUCGUCGGCGAUGCCAAGGGUAUGGGUACUGCCAUGGUCAUUCCCCUCAUAUUCUUCGUGCUGGCAUUGUCAUACGCCUUCGCCGUCAAUUUCAUGCCAAGAUACCGUAACAUUGCCGAUGCUUUCAGCGCUACUGAAGUCGGCAUACGACCUGUAGACGCGGACUGGGAGAAGGGAGGGGUCGAAUCUGUCGAGGACAAGCAGACUAAGAAAGCCGUCUCUACUUUGUCGUGA